Molecule: messenger RNA, 941 nt
Organism: Paramecium tetraurelia
Lineage: Eukaryota; Ciliophora; Oligohymenophorea; Peniculida; Parameciidae
Exons: 4
Biological process (GO): folate import into mitochondrion; nucleotide transport
Molecular function (GO): FAD transmembrane transporter activity; folic acid transmembrane transporter activity
Source: RefSeq, a predicted model, not a curated record
AUGAAAUAAAAUGAUCUAAGAUUUGCUAUAGCAUCCCAAGGAGCCACUAUUUGCGUGCAAUUCCUCCACCCACUCGACAUCAUCAAGACAAGAAUGCAAAGUCAUGAUGGUCAGACUCAAAAAAAUUUAGUACCUAAAUAUGGCAGUAUAUCAAAUGCAAUUAAAUAAAUAUAUAAAGAAGAAGGUCUCAAAGGAUUUACCAAAGGAAUAUUUUGGUCAUUGUGUGCCAAUAGCAUAGCAAGAGUUCUAUUUUUCGUUUUUUAUGAAAGCAAAAAAGAAGAAUGUAAUUCCUAUUUUGGACAUGGUUCUAAAAAAGGAAUUUUGAUUGCCUCCAUAUAUGCCUCCCUUCUUGCGCAAAUAAUGACAUAGCCUUUGUGGGUUACUCUAACAAGACUGCAAUUAAAUGUUGGAAAAAUGAAUGGUUUCGAAAAUGUCAGAUUUACUGUUCAGCAAAUAUAUAAUCAACAUGGAGUCUUGGGUUUUUAUAGAGGUCUUAAAAUGGCCUUACUCACUUCAUGUCAUGGAAUGAUUCAAAUCAAUUGUUAUGAAUGGUGCCUGUCUCUUUUGACUCAAUUUGAACAACAUAAAGAUUUCAAUUCGUUUAUAGCUGGAGGAUUUUCCAAAGGAUUCGCUAUUUUUUGCACUUAUCCAAUGACCACAAUUAAAACUAGAAUUAUAUAAAAUUAAUAUAUAGGAACAGAUAAUCCAAAAUAUAAAAAUAACUUUGAUAUAGCCAAUAAAAUCUUAGAACAUGAAGGCUUGAGAGGAUUUUAUAAAGGGAUCUCAGCUUCAGUGCUUAAGGGAAUGCCUUCGAAAGCUAUUUAUUUUUUUUUUUAUGAACAUUUUAAGGAUAUGCUCAAUGUAGGAAGAACAAAAAACAUUAAUUGAAUAUGAGUGCUUAUAUUUAACAAAGGAUUUAAAUUACUAUAAAUUAGAUUUUA